This is a messenger RNA of Coccinella septempunctata (seven-spotted ladybird), 902 nucleotides long. RefSeq names its product toll-like receptor 13. Bases 142 to 879 code for a protein of 245 amino acids. NCBI's taxonomy places the organism in Eukaryota, Metazoa, Arthropoda, Insecta, Coleoptera, Coccinellidae. Gene Ontology annotation, molecular function: protein binding. The transcript is spliced from 2 exons. The record is from RefSeq and is a predicted model, not a curated record.
AAUUGUCGAUAACCCCCGCUUAACUUAAAAAAAAGGUCAGGUGGUUCUCAUGAUUGCGAACAAAUAUAAAAGCAACAUUCCGCAUAUUGCACACACAUAAAUAUAUCUGUUGCCCGUCUACCGACUUCAAAGGAAAGAAAAAUGUUCACGUAUCCUGUCCUCAUCCUCUUUUUCCUGGGUAUAACUCAAGCUGCCCAUAUUUCCACUCCAGUAGUCCCAGUUUGCGAAGGAGCAACUCUCGUUUACGAAUACAAGGGUCCAAUUCCAGAGGAUAAAUUGAGAACUGGAGAUCAUGUACAUAUAAUUUCCAGCGAGAUAGAUGUGGGAAAUCCUUCGACCACCUUUCCAAAUCUCCUUCACGUAGCCAUAGAAAAAAGCAGCUUCAAAGGGGACUUCCAAAAAUUCAUGACCACCAUACCGUCCGUUACCAGAUUAGUUUUAGAGAACAACCAGGUGGAAAAUUUCAAAAUAGACAACCUUAACGUACUUCCCAACCUGGAAAUCCUGGGCAUCAAAGGUCAAAGUGUAGGAAAUUUGAACGCCGGCAUUUUCUCCAAAUUCGUUCAUCUUAAAGAACUCCAUCUGGUCUCAGCAAACAUUGGUGCAAUAGAUGAUAUGGCUUUCGAUCACGCUGAAAAACUGGAGGUUUUGGAUCUGAGCAGGAACAAACUGACCUCCCUGUCCGAGAAAACGUUGGGCCCACUGAAGAAUCUCAAGCAUCUGAUGCUGAACCAUAACCAGCUGAAAGCACUGGCAGCCGAACAUUUACCUGAACUUCCAGAACUGGAAAGAAUCGAUGUGGAAGGUAACGAGAUAACCGAGGUUGAUCUGGACAAUCUGAAGAAGAAAUGCCCGAAAUUGCGAGUAGUUAGAAUCUAAAAUAACGUCUACAUUAUGGCCCA